This is a messenger RNA of Plasmodium knowlesi strain H, 6387 nucleotides long. RefSeq names its product AT-rich interactive domain-containing protein, putative. Gene Ontology annotation, molecular function: DNA binding. The record is from RefSeq and is a predicted model, not a curated record. NCBI's taxonomy places the organism in Eukaryota, Apicomplexa, Aconoidasida, Haemosporida, Plasmodiidae. Bases 1 to 6387 code for a protein of 2128 amino acids. The transcript has 3 exons.
AUGGAGAGGGACGAGUUUUACAAAAAGUACCAGGAGUACUACGAAAAUGACAUCAACCUAAUUCCGCCGCUCAUUGAGGGAAUGGGCAUCGAGUUGUACGAUCUGUACCUGAGCGUGUUAAACCAUGGAGGCUACUCCUGUGUUAGCAGAAAUUCUAAAUGGAUUAAAAUAGCAAGGGAGUUUGGACUCAUCAAUAAAGAAAAAAAUAUCAAGCUUAUAGAGGACACGAAAUGUAUUAAGGAGUACUACCUUACAUAUUUAAGAGAGUUCGAAAGAAUACAUGAUAACAUAAAAAAGGGAAAAGUAUCCCCCAAGAAGGGUCGAAUAGGAAAAUCUUCUAGUAGCCUUGACCUCAGGUAUAAUAAAAAAAUAUCAAUUAGUAAAGCGAACAACAAGAAGGUAAAGAGUGAGACACACCUACAUAAUUUGCGGCGCUCUGGACAAGUAGGUGGUGUAAAUAUUCCUGGGGGGGUUGUACAAUCAGGAAUUAUUAAUAACGUGGAUCCUUUAAUGGGAAGUGUGAAAGACGCAUCUAAGAAUUUUCACACAUAUGGUAGUAACGGAAGCGUGAAUUCAACAUACGUGGACAUGUAUAAUGUGAGUAGUUCGCCAACUAAAGUGUGGAAAGAUAAUUUCUACAAAAAGGGGAAUGCAUAUUGUUUGGAGGAUUAUCUUGAUGGAAGUGCAAACUGGUAUGGUGGAGCGAACAUUCUAGCCCAGAUGAGCAUGAGCACCAGUCGACCUGAAAAGAGCAAAAGCAAUCAGAAGAAGGGGCUUACUAAAAAACGUAGCCUUAAGGUUGAAGGGGAUUUCAUCGACGGGGAUAUGCGUCCAAUGCGUUUGGAAGAUAUUAAUCUCGCCAACUAUGGGGCCUACGUGAAUUAUGCAAACGGGUACUUUUAUAACAAUCAGUUUCUAAGUUUGAGCGACAUUGGUACAGGGGGAGGUGCAUUUACCAAAAGUGAAAAUAUAGGGCAUUGUUUUUUCAACUAUGGAGGAGUCGGCUUUGUUGGGACUCCCCAUACGCUUGACAAUUCGUUUGAAACGUACAAUUAUAUGAGUGCACCCACGCGGGGUGGUCUCGUUUGGAGCGGAAUGGGUGGUUAUAUGGGUAGUGCGUUUAAUGGAGGUAUAUCCCAGGGGAUGAACUACAGCGUAAACUAUGGGAGGAAUUAUGGAGUGAAUUACGGUUACAAUUAUGGAGGGGAAUAUUACCAGGGUUACUAUCCCCCAUAUGAAGGAAAUAUUAAGUGGAACCCCUUCGUGGGAAAUGCAAAUGACAAGUUCAUGAUGGGAGUUGGAGGGCCUACGAACCUUUCUUCGUUGGAAGGGUAUCCAAGUUCUUUGUCAUAUGGCCUUCAGAGGAAUGACACCAACAUGGACACCAGGAAUUGCAUCGAUAUAUACAGGAUUCUAUUAGGAAUAAACAGAAGGAAAGAGAAGGUUGCAGAUUUUGUAUUCUGUCUCAAUGUCUUGUAUACCCUAUCGGUUGCUAAUGAUAUGUCCCUAUCCAAGAGGCAAGUUAAAAUAAUAAUUUGUAUGCUUUUGGAAGUACUGGACGAGAUGCUCCACAUUUUUUAUUCUAAGUUGUGCAUGAAGGAGAGGGCACUAGAAAUAAUGAUGAAAAGUUUUUCAGACUACUUAUCCGACAAAAAUGAAUAUAUAAGUGGCAAGGGGCAUAUACCAUUGGGGGGGGAUGAUUAUCAUGGAUUCAUGGCUACUCGGGAUGGUAAUAAAUACCUGGUGGGGUGCACUGUAUGUUCAUCACCUGGAGGAGAUCAUUUGAAUUAUAAAGGGAAAAAUAAUCUGCAGGAAUUUCCCCAAGGGGGGGGAAAACCCGAAUUGGAGAGCAACACCCUCAUGGGGACGAAGCUAAGUGAACAAGUAAAUGUGAGGGAUAUAGCUAGCUUGUACCUGUCAUACAGUGGGUACUGCAAUGAUAAGAGGAGGAAAAUCAGACACGCAGAGAGGUGCACUGAGGAGGUUAAAAGUGGAUCAGGAGUGAAUAACGCGGCGGAGACGAAUGAUGCAAUGGAGGAGGAUAACCUAACAGACGUGGAGAACUCAUCCGGAGAGGAAUUCCCAGGGGAAGGAACGAGUACCCCUGACGAACGAAGCGACUGGGAAGAGAGAACUCCCCGAAGCUCCAACCCACCAAGUAGCGUGAACAGCUCCGACAUAGAAAACAUAAUGAUGGGUGGAACAAGUAUCAAGGAUGGAAAUAAAUCUGCGGAAAGUCUAUACAAAGAUAAGGAGGAAUCGAAAAAAUUCAUAAUAAAGAAAAGCAAUCAGGAAUUCGUUUUCCUCAUUUUGUAUAUAAUGAACAAUAUUUUUCAAACGAGAAAAUAUAAUUUUUAUUUUUGUAACAAAGGAGAUGACUGCGUUAGGAAAGAUUCCUUAGGGGAGGAGAGAGACAGUGUUGAAAGGCGCAUAGGUGGGGAGACCACACAAAUGGGAGGUGGAAUAUUUGAUAAAAUUGAUAAUGGAACGAUUAAGGAAAAAUUGAAGAGAGGAAAAGUCGUUGGGGGAUAUUCCACCUGUGAUGAUAUCCCUGAGGAGAGUAAAAUGAACGAAUUGUGUAAGGAAAGCCAAUGUAGUGAUAAAAUAAAUGUGGGGGAUAAUGAUAUGGUUGAAGGAAGUGGGAAAGAUGAUGGGGGGGGUGAUUGUUCUACAGGGGGAGAUCAUCUCUUAUCCAGUAGAACUGUGGAGAAGGAGUUUUGGUCAGACGACUCGUUCGAUUCCUCAUCAGACUGUAGUAUGUGUAGUUACAAAAAGAGAGUUGUGAAAAAGGAGAAUGCUCCAAGUAGGGGCAUAACCAGGGGGUAUGCCAAAAUUAUGGACGAUAAGAAAAAAAUGAUGGAAAAUGGGGGAUCAGUUAUAGGGGAAAGUGGUGGUGCUCUUAGUGUGAAGGUUCAAGGUGGUGAGGAGGAAUCCUCCACCAAAAUGUGUGAAAAAGGGAAUGGAAAUUGGCAAAACGGAGAGAGCAACAUAUGUGAUAAGCGUGAUAGUAGUCGCUUGAGGGGGGGUUGUGAUUCUUCUCUUCCACCCAGUGGUGAUCUUUUCUCCCCUUGUGAGGAAGGGUCUUCUCUUAAGACUAUCAAUUUUUCCAUGUCGAAGAGCGAGGUACCUUUUCUUGCUGACGAUAGACAAGUGCAUUUAGGAAAUGGAUCCAAGACAGAUGUCAACCAACAGGUGAGUGAGAACGUGGAUAUGGAGAAAAGGGACGAUGUGAGUUGCAUCAGGGAGAAGCUUCACCCAGAAGGAGGUAACUUGUGCGAUAGUAAUUUGCCCACUAGUAGUUCGAAGGAAAUGACAAAUGGAAGUUCAGAUGUGCAAUGUCACUUAAGCAUGCCUAAUAAUGGAGCGGUUUGUGGAAAUGACAGUUUUGCGAUCGACAUGAAGGUGAAGGAAGAAGAGGGUACUACAAAUGGGAUAGUAGGCGAUGUGAAGGAUGACCCAUCCGUUCAUAAGGACAAGAGUGGGGCUACCCCUAUUGGAGGAAGCGAUAUGGGAAUGCAGGUGCACCCAUUGGAAGGUGCCACUACUUCGACUAUUCACCAUUUAAGUGACAAUCAGAGCGGAGAGAAUUACGAGAAAGUGAGGAACGACAAAUGUGAUGACACCGCGCUUUCUCAUGUAGUUAACAAAAAUGCGGAUGAAGCAUCUUCCCCUGGGCAUAUGAGUAAAAGCAAUUACGGGGGGUAUCCCGAUUCUACUGUGGUGGAAAAUAUGACGCAGAGUUUGAAUGAGCCCCUACUGGUUGGAAGCACGUAUAACAUGACUGGUCAUGUGAAUCCACUGGGAGGUGGUGAGGUAGAUGGGGAGCAGUUCGAGGGAACCUACAACGGUCAAGGGUGCGGCAUUGCGCUUGAGGGAAGUUCAUACAGCGAGAAUUUUCGCGCAAAUUACGAUGGGGGGGUUCCCAAACUUAACAAAGGGGUGAUAAAGGGCCUUUACACACAGAGCGGAGAUGAUGGAAGGAAUGGCUUUCCCAAUGGAGAGACUGAAGGGAGGAGGAAAGACGAAGUGACAACAACGAGCGGAUCAAUAAGGAAGGAUAAUAACCUGGUGGGAAAUGUGGAAUGUAAAAACAGAAAUGGAAAAAUAAAUGAGGAAAGAAUUUGCAAAAAAUGUGGCAGCACACGUGUAGAAACCUGGAGGCAAGACGAACCAAACAAUGAGCCAAGCGACAAACAAGAAAUAAAAAAAAUUUUCAAAAACAUGAAAAAGGAAUUAUAUGAAGAAAUGAAAAAAAUAUUUAAAGAGAACAAAAUAAAACAGAACAAACUAUUACACUAUUUUGACAUAAGCAAAUUCCUAAGUAUCUUUGAAUUAAUUUUUUUAAAAAAUUUCGAAAAUAUUAUUUUCCAUGAAAAGGCAAUACAAAACAUUUAUCUGAACAUGUUCAUAUGUGUGGAUAUAUUAAAUAACGAAUUGGGUAGAAGCAUUUCCCUUAAGUAUAUAUUUUUUCCAUCUCAGUUUUUGCAACAUGCAAAUAAGUUUAAAAAUAUUGCUCAUUUUGAUAGAAAGAAUAAGUUGUUCAUAGAGUCGGAGGUUCAAGGAGAUGAGUCCAGAGAAUUUCCUUAUUCCGGUGAUACUCCCAAUGGAGAGAAAAAUGAACGUGAGAAUUUCUGUGAGGACAAAAUAAAUUCUCUUCCAAUUCUUUUGAAGAAGGAUGAAAAUGGGCAAGACUUUCUAGAAAAUGGAUCUGAGAAAAAAACAUCAACAGAAAAAAUCGAAAGAGAAGAAGAAGCUCCUCCUGUGGUGGGGGAAGCGACCGUGCAACUGAGUGGAAUGGAAUACAGGAAAAAAAUAAAAAAGUUAUUUUUAAAAAUUUUCAGAAGAAAUAACAAAAAAUAUAAUAUCUAUAAAAAAAUUGAUUACGAGUUUUUAAUGAGAAAGUAUAAGUACAAUGGUCCACUGAAUUGUGAAGAGAAGGAGAAAUUUAAAAAAUACAUCAUCCUCGAUUUGCAUGAAAUUACAAAAAAAAUUCUUUUAAAAGUAUAUAAGAGGGUUAAUACUCAUUUAAACAUUGCUAUUUUGUCAUUAAACAUAUUAACCCAUAUUUUGUAUGUAAUUCCCAAACGCAUGUUGAAUAUUUCCUUUAUUUUCUGGAUUUUAAAUGAAACAAUAAAUGUGAAGUGUGCAUACACUUAUUUAAGUGUUCCUUUGUGUAUUUUGAAUUAUAAUGGAUUUUUGUUCUUGGAAACGAUGAUGAAGCUCAUCAUUCGCAUGAUUGAAAAUGAAGUUAUGCCUUUGCACUCUUAUAUGUUAUCUUUCCUUCGUUUAUGUUCAUUCCCAUUGUAUAUUUAUUUGUACUUUGAUAUCCCCGUUUCGCAUACACUUAUCAUUACGGCCCUGUCUGCAUUGUACCUCCUAGUUACUUACGACCCAGAUUUCUUGGCCACAGGAUUUGUUAGUGCGAAGACUGGGGGGGUUCGUUCCUCUAGGGGAAUUAUUAUCGGAAAGUGCGAUGACCAGGCAAACGGAGAGAAGACUACCAGUGUAGACCACGUUUACAAGAAGAGGAGGCUUUCAGAUGUACCUACAUCGGGGGAGAAUAGCGGAGAAAACGGUGGCGAGAACGGUGGCGAGAACGACGGUACGGUGAAGAGCGAAGCGAAGUGCCAUGGAAAAUGCCAAGUGAAGGAAGAAAUUAAAAAGGAAGGUACGUGGGAAGAGCCUAUUGAAAGCGAGCAUGACGAACUGACAGAGGAGAGGAAGGAGGUGCUGGAAAAAAUUUUUAUCAAAACCAUGUUGCUCUUUUUGAAGAAGUCCAUUUACUUUAAAAGUAUUUUCAAUUGCGCGAAUAUAAAUGAGAAGGAAGAAAUGUUGGUGGAUAGUAGGAAGGUUCAAGUCGUUUUAAAGAACUGGAGGAUGCAUAGCGAAGAAAUGGAAAAGGAAAAAGAAGAAUCAUACUUCUCUAACAUUGAAAAUAAGGUUUUCUAUUUACAUGACAAUUUGCUUUUAUACGCUUUGGAAAAUUUACCCAUAUCCAGUCAUGCCAAAGACAUGAAGAUGUGUGAAAAUAUAAAAAACCAGUUCAUCAAUCAAUACUGCACGACAGUUUCCUUCUCGUAUGACUUUGUCAUGCCGUCUGAGACUACGGAAAUACAGAGACUUAGCAUUUAUGCGCAUUCGAUAGUGCCUAUUUUUUUGUUCCUAUCUUCUCACCGUAGCUUAUGGCAGUGUUUGUCACCGCACAUCCCGUUGCUCACGCAGAUGGCAUUUAUCCGGACAGACAUCAGUCGAUCCUUGUGGGUCAUACUGAAGGAGUACUAUUUCAGAAGCUUCAUGCGGGAGAAACGGAGUGGGAAAAAGUGCGACUCGUGCUUUGACUCCCGGUUGGUCAAGAUUGAAAGGGUGAAGCGGAAUGUAGCAGAAUGA